Molecule: messenger RNA, 2405 nt
Organism: Nematostella vectensis (starlet sea anemone)
Lineage: Eukaryota; Metazoa; Cnidaria; Anthozoa; Actiniaria; Edwardsiidae
Product: leukocyte tyrosine kinase receptor
Exons: 3
Coding region: 368-1372 (334 amino acids)
Source: RefSeq, a predicted model, not a curated record
AAAGUUUGAACAGCUUGCAGACAAAUUUGUAUCUUUCUCUCUAACACCAUUCAUUUGCACCAACAAUGUGAGUAGAAAGGUCGUACAUGAUAUCUUAGGUAGAAUUCGAUGCUUUAUUUUCCCACAAAGGUGCAAAAGAUUAACAUUAUCUUUGGGCAAACACCAUUUUAAGAGCAAACAAAAAAUUUUUUCUCGAUAAUCGCCGUUUCCCUAGCCGCUGCGUGUUUGUAUAUUUUUUCGUUAGGAGGACUUCUCAAGGAGUUAGCACUGCAGUAAGCGUUACUGGUAUGGUUACACCUUUAAAUUCGAGUUUUGAUUGACUGAGAAUUUGACCUAUCAAGCGUCUUUUCGGGUAAUAAGAAGUAAGAUGAGAAUAAAACCAUUCAUCGUCAUCAUCUGUACAUUUUCAUUGGCCCGUUCAACACUUGUGAAGCUCAGAAAAAAUCAAAGACUGCAUGACCGCAAGUUAAAAGUCAAGCAGACGCAAGGUAUCAUGGAAUGCGCACACCGAUGCGCACUGUUGCCUUCUUGUGAUUCGUUAAAUUAUUUGUCUGACGCGGCUGAUUCAUCCGGGACAUGCGAGCUCUGCCGGUUGCAGUUCGUGGAGGAUGAACCUCGUCCUGAUGAUGAGGGCUGGAUGCACGGUAAACUCUUCAGCCCUGAAAGAAAGUUUACUUUCACAACUCUGGGCGCGCAAGGUCAAGACGGACCUGUGGACACAUCGCUAUAUGACGUCACAUCGUUAGCCGGUAAAGUUCAAUUGAUACAAGGGAUCCAGUUAUGGAUUGUCCCAGAAACUGGGAGCUACGUCAUCCGUGCACUUGGAGCUUCCGGUGGAAAUGGGACAAAUUCUUCUUCUUCCUUUACUUGGGCUACAGGAGGAAGAGGGGCAAGCAUUCAAGGAACAUUUUUCUUACGACGAAAUGAAAAAUUAAAAAUCCUUGUGGGUCAGAAGGGACAUCCCCUCAUGCAGUUCACGCAUCACCCGGGAAGUGGUGGUGGGGGGAGUUUUGUCACGUAUGAGAAUGACUCACCACUUCUUGUCGCCGGGGGAGGAGGGGGUGCGUAUGCGUAUUUAGCCAGAAGCAAAGAUGGGGGUAACGGGCAGGCUUCCAUUAAUGGAACAUUCGGGGGAGGCUCAAACGGGAAGGGAGGGGCUCUGAUCCAGGCGGGUUCAGAUUUCGUCAAUGGAGCAGCGGGAGGCGGCUUAUCAGGGGAUGGAGAAAAUGCAGGUUUCUUUGCUUCCGGGGGCAAAAGUUUUACAGGUGGAGGGCAAGGGGGAGAAAACAGAGUAGCCUUAGGAGGGGAAGGUGCGGGAGGGUUUGGCGGAGGAGGGGCAUGUAACUCGGAACCAGGGGGUGGUGGUGGCUAAUCAGGCGGGGGCGUGUAUAAGAAUAACGAGUACUCGCAAGCGGGGGGAGGGGGUUCAUUUAACAUCGGUAGUGAUCAGGUGAAUCAAGGGGGUGUGAAUCAGGGGGAUGGCUCGGUUACUAUAACUUUACUUGGAUGAUAAUUAAUGCAGCUCGACAAGCUUAUAGGCGCACCAUAAGGGUGUAAAAUGCUAGACAGAAUAAUAGCAUGAUUCCUUCCCUGUCUUACCACCGUUUGCAGGACAUACCUGUAAAAAACCUGCACGAGCUCGGAAAACUUGGACAAAGUUCAAUUUCUUUAGGACUUGGGCUUGAUUCCCGCAGUUAUUUUCUCCUCGAAUAACUCGAGCUGAAACCCCAGGUAAAUUGGCUAAAUUGGCUAAGACCCUUAGAAAGAAGAGCAACCUCCCCACGGCUACGUUCCCGGCUAGAUAAAUUAACACUAACGUUAAGACCCAUAGUAGAUUCCCCCACUGUAUAUUGUAUAAGUAUAAUAAAGAGGCACUAAGACAGCUCAGUGACAAGGAGGUAUAUAAGGAAACCAAGGAUCUCACGCAGUAUAUUACGGAGCUAGUAAAUAGAAGGGUACGUAAGUUGUCUGCUGAUGGAUUUAUAGAUGAUAAGACUCUAGAUUAUCUUAUCAUCAAUGGUAAGCCUAGGGCAGGUCGAUUUUAUCUCCUUCCUAAAAUACAUAAGAAGGGUAACCCAGGUAGGCCAGUCAUAUCGGGGUGUAAUACUUGCACUGAAAAGAUAUCUGAGUUUGUAGAUUAUCAUAUUAAGGAUUUGGUGCCAUCUAUACCAUCCCAUAUUAAGGAUACUAAACAUUUUCUUAAUAUAGUGAGGGAUAUGGGAACUUUACCUCAGGGGGCUAUCUUAGUCACAGCAGAUGUGGUUGGGCUUUACCCCCACAUACCCCAUGAUGAGGGGUUGGAGGCUCUUAAAGCCGCUUUGGACAAACGUGGUAAGUUAACAGGUAAUUAUAUUCCUACUGAGGACCUUGUGGACUUAGCUCGCAUUGUCCUGGAGAAUAAUAAC